AUGGCCAACAAAAAGCGGGUUAGGUUACCCACUAGAAAAGUUAUUUUAGAAAGACAAUCUGUACGGGAAGAGUUGCUACACAAUCUUUUAGAAGGUGGUCAAUAUCGUGACCUUAUUCGUAUGAGUGAAAAUGUUGUUAGGAGAUUAUGUGAAAUCUUACAAACUGUAGGUGGUCUACGACGACCGCAGCGCAUGUCUGUUGAGGAACAUGUUGCUAGAUUUUUGCAUAUUUCAAAACCCGAGGUUGCGUCGUUAAGGACAAAAAAGAUUGCAAACUUCGACGAUAUGUUGGUAUUAUUUGCAAAGGAUAUGGCAUCUGGUGUACAUGUUGAAACAACGAAAGAAAGAAAUGACCGAUUAAAUAAAAAUGAAAAAGUUCAAGUUGAAACAAUUAAAGAAGUUGAUGACUUGUUAGCUAACAAUGAAAUUCAUUUGGAGAACGAAUAUGUUGAUCUUGAUGAUGACAUUCAGGGUGUUAUUCCAACUCCGUUUUCACAAGGGCAGUCUUCAGGUGAAAAGAAGUGUAAGAGUAAAAAGAGGAAAUUUGAAUAA
This is a messenger RNA of Lactuca saligna, 552 nucleotides long. NCBI's taxonomy places the organism in Eukaryota, Viridiplantae, Streptophyta, Magnoliopsida, Asterales, Asteraceae. The record is from the annotation of a GenBank genome assembly.